This is a messenger RNA of Penicillium subrubescens, 1851 nucleotides long. RefSeq names its product DUF4048 domain-containing protein. The record is from RefSeq and is a predicted model, not a curated record. The transcript has 2 exons. The coding region runs from base 1 to 1851 and encodes 616 amino acids. Lineage: Eukaryota; Fungi; Ascomycota; Eurotiomycetes; Eurotiales; Aspergillaceae.
AUGGAGCUCUCCCCGGGAACGGGUGACAACCUCACCCACGGUCCUCAUCCGCAUGCGUCCCCGACUUCAAUGGCCGCGACCACUGCGACCGCGGCCGAGGCCGUCGACUCUCCAACACCGGACCCUUCCUCUCAGAAACCAGCAUCGUCACUUUCCCGAUCAUCGUCUCUCUUACAACAGAAGCGGUCCUCGCUCCCUCCUCGUGCUCACUCGGGAGCUCGCCACGCCAAACGUUUAACCCUAAACUUUCCCAUCAACAUUCCGCUGGACCAGCCUCCAGUCGCUGCUGCCGACUCCAGUGUCGCUUCCCCAGGAUCCAUGACCCCCGUGACACAAUCAUCGACUCGUCCGUCCCCUGCGCUCCCCGCGGGGACUCCCAUGCCGUUCGAUGUCGAAGACGACGGCUACGACUUCCUCCGCGCCAUCGCUUCCCAAGAACGAAAGGUAUUGGAGCUUCGCGAGGAGCUACAUCGGGCCGAGGCGGAACUGUCAACAUUGAAGAAACAGUGGGCACAAUCGGAAAAGACCAGGAAACGGACCGAAAUUAACCUCCAUGCCGAACCGCUGCUGCCGCUGCGAUCUUCCGAUCUCGCUGCACCCGAGGCAUCAAGUUCACACCAUCGUGAGCAGAGCUUGAGCUCGGUGGCAAGCUCGUCGGUAUCGCAAGAGCGGGUCAGCAGGGACCUCGAAAGACGCUCCAGUGUUCGUGUGGCACCUGUGGCACCUCCCAAGGGAACGACCAUCUCGGCCAACGGUCGGCGGGUGUUUCAGGGGUCUCAUACCCGGACGCUCUCUCUGCUGUCCCCAGUCACCGCGCCCAGUCCAACAACUGCGGGACCCGGUCCGUCUGAUAGCGACCGGUUAGGUCGAACUCCACGGUCCGCGACUUUGCCAUCGGUUGAGCGCCAGAAUGUGUCUACUAUUGGGAGUCCUAUGGAGGAUAGCCAGGUCCCAGAGCACGUCCUGGCUCAGUGGCGAAAGACCAUGCCUCCUCCCUCGAGGGAGGCCCUGAUGCGCACAGGAAAGCAGAUGGCUUCCGAUCUACGCGAAGGCUUGUGGACGUUCUUUGAAGAUAUUCGACAGGCUACGGUCGGCGAAGAAGGUAUCAACGCGACGGAAUCUCGCACCAUGUCUCCAUCAAACGGUUCACUGACGCCAGCCACCGCGCGUAAACGAGACUCUUUGGCAAAAUCACGGAGUCGAGAUCGACUAUCCGCUACGGGAACUGUCUCACGAUCGUCGUCUUCUUCGUCAUCACGGGGCAGGGGGACAGCGGCCGAGAAAACAUCUGGUAAAGACACCAAACCGGCGGACAUUUCUACGUCUUUCUGGCAUGAAUUCGGGGUUGAUUCACCAGCGCAGACGUCCCCCCGCCCCGGCGCUCAUCGCAGCCCCUCCGACAACACAAUCGCCGCCUCGACCCAACGGGACAAGACCGAGUCCGGGCAUCCCGAUCACCACUCCAGCAGUGCAGCCGAAACGGAGGAUGAUACCGCCGAUAACUGGGAUAUGUGGGAUACGCCGUUGCCUGCGUCUAAGAUGACGCACACACCCUCGUCGAGCCGGUCGACGGUUGAAUCCUCGAAGCAUGAUCAAUCACCCAAUACCCAAGGCAGCAGCCCACGAACGAGUGCUAGCUUUAGCGAGUGGAACCCGAGUUCCGCCGCGCCCGAUCCCAGCGUCACCGAAGGCAUUCCCUGGCCUACCAUCACGAAGCUGGCCCCCUCGAAACUCCAGCGAACCGCCUCGAAUCUCAUGGCCGAAUGGGAGCGUAGUCUUUCGCCAUCUCCGUCUCCCGAACGAAAGGACUCCUCCGGAUAUAGCCGCGGCAAAAACGACAAAAAGGACUAA